Molecule: messenger RNA, 2404 nt
Organism: Lates calcarifer (barramundi perch)
Lineage: Eukaryota; Metazoa; Chordata; Actinopteri; Centropomidae
Gene: prr36b
Product: proline rich 36b
Exons: 6
Coding region: 746-2404 (552 amino acids)
Source: RefSeq, a predicted model, not a curated record
GCAGUACCUGAAGGCAGCGGCAGCCCUCUCCUCUCCUCCGCCUGUCCAUCCAUCCGUUCACCGGUCUACUAUCGUGUGUGUGUGUAUGUAGAGUGUGGACUGGAGCGUCAUUCUCCUCCUUUCUUCCUUUCAGUGAACGCGCAUCACUUGUGAAAAACGGCGCUCGAGACCCAGAAGUUUCUUGUCCGUCGGAUCGGCUAGAUUCGCUCCGCUCUCCCGCGAUUUCCUUCCCGUACUUCCCGGUUUCAUUUUUAUCCUCAUCCUCACUUUCUGUUUUUUUUUCUUCUGACUCGAGGAAUCAGUCGGGGUGUACAGGCUAACACUGGGCGUAGCUGGAGAGGAUUUUGCUAGCUCGCCGCUGCACUGACUGGUGUCUGUCACACAGUCUGCUGCUCUCUCACACACGCCAGCAGCCAAGUAAACAAGACAGAGACAGAAAAAGACUUGUUCCUUCCUCUCAGCGGGGCCUUUGUUCUGCUUCAGUUUGUCUGAUUGAGCAUCCCAGCAGCCCACUGACCCACUGGAAAUCAAUGAGUAGGAAUGACUGCGCUGCAUAGCAUAAAGGAGUUCACUUAACAAUCUGCAGGGGUGAAGGAGCCUGGGGUGUGUUCUUGUUGUGACCCCAGUGUCUUCAAGAGAUCAGUCCUUGCUGUCUCCAGAGAGCCUGUAGACCUGUGGCCAACCUGUGAGAUUUAAGUCAAUCAGCCCUGCCCUGCAGAGACGGACCACUACCACUCUAGGGGAGAUGAAGCCGGAUGGGGUUUCCACGGCAGCACUGGAGCCAAUGGAAGCGCUGGAAUCCAAUCCAGGAAAUGAGGGAGCACCAGCCGUGGGACAGGAGCCCAACCAGGCAGCCAGUCCAAUGGAGGAGGAGAUGCCACAGCAGCCUGUAGGGGAGAUGAGCCAGGUGGAACCCCAACCAGAACAGGCCAAGGACACCCCCGCUGCCAAGACCAGCAACAAGACCUCAGGAGACUCCAAAGCCAAGACUACCAACAAGGCCACAACUAAGACAAAACCUACCACCACCAGCCCAACCAAGCCCACAGCUGGCUCACGGUCCAACACAUCCCAGAGCCGCCUCUCUAACGGUGUGUCUAAGCCUCAGACCAAUGGAGUGGCUAAGAAAUCCACACCUACUCCAGACAAAAAGAGCAUUCCGACCUCAGCUCCCGCCAAAAAACCAACAGGCACGGCCAGCGUUGCAGCCUCCAAGAGCAAAGUGGGUGAGAAGAAAACCACAGGGGCUGCCCCUGCCACCAAUGGUGCAAAGUCAACGACCGGACCAACAGCAGCCAAGAAGACACCAUCCACAACUGCUAAUGGUGUCAAAACCAACACCACUGCAGCUGCUGCUAAAAAGCCCCCAGCUCCAAAACCUGCCUCUGCAACUCCCACCAAGCCUAGCUCUGCUGCCUCACCUAAGCCCAAUAAGCCCCCUGUUUCCAAGACAACCAGACCCACAACUGGCACAGCAGCAUCAUCUCGUCCGGCCACAGGCUCAACCCGGCCACCCUCUACCAGCACAACCAAGAGCUCCACAGCUACAGCCAAACCCGCCACCCCUAAAACCCCCUCCGCCACUGCCAAGCCUGCUGCCUCCAAACCAACCUCCACUACCCCCUCUGGUGGCAAACCUCCAGCAUCACAAACAUCCAGAAACUCAACCCCUGUGAAAAAAGAUGUUACCAAACCAGCCACCCCAGCAGCCAAAAAGCCGGCAGAAUCUCCACGCCCUUCAUCUACAACAAAGUCAGCAAAACCUGAUACCCCCAAAUCAGCCUCAAAAUCAGACGUCACUGCCAAAAAGCCUACCACUACUAAGGCUGCAGACACCAAGACACCCAGCCGCUCCAAAACACAAGAGAGUAAGCCCACACCUUCCAAGGAUGUUUCCAAGGCACCUGGCUCCAAAAUGGCUGCCAAGACCUCCAGCCCCAAGAAGACUGUGGGCAGCAGCACCCCAACUCCUGUGAAACGUGGCCCCAAAGCUGCAACAGUUGCUGAACCUGAAAAGGAAAUUUCUGCCACCGUAGCUGCUGCGGCAGCUAUCGCUACUGCGGCAGCUGUCAUUGCCGGGCCACAGGAACCAGAACCUCCUGCAGAAGUUGCUGUGGAACCACCUGCCGCAACUCUUGAAUCAGUACAGGAAAAACUUUCAGAACCCACACCAGAACUGGUCUCUGCACCAGUGUCAGAACCAGUACGAGAACCUACACCAGAACACAUACAUGAACCAACGCCAGAGCCUGUGCGUGAACCAACGCCAGAACCUGUACGCGAACCAACGCCAGAACCCAUGCGGGAACUGACACCAGAACCUGUACGCGAACCAACGCCAGAACCCAUGCGGGAACCGACACCAGAACCCAUGCCGGGAACCGACACCAGAACCUGUCCGUGA